Molecule: messenger RNA, 3134 nt
Organism: Fundulus heteroclitus (mummichog)
Lineage: Eukaryota; Metazoa; Chordata; Actinopteri; Cyprinodontiformes; Fundulidae
Product: calponin homology domain-containing protein DDB_G0272472-like
Exons: 2
Coding region: 121-2949 (942 amino acids)
Source: RefSeq, a predicted model, not a curated record
GCGAUUUAGAAUUAGAAUGUCAUGAUUCUAAUAUUCUAGCUUCAGAAGGGCUACUAACACUUGUUUGAGUGCAACAAUCAGUAAUCCAGGUUGGAAAACCGAACCUACAUUUCACUUGCCAUGGAGCAAAGCAGAAUUGAUGGUUUGUACAAAAUUCGAGUGGAUAAGAUUUACAUCAGAGCUUAUCUUGAAAAGGAAAUUCCACAGAAUACAGAGCUGGACAUAGAAGAAUUAGAGCAAGCAAAACUACUGGAAAACAUGAUUCAAAAUGAGCCUCAAGCUAUAAAGUUUGAAAAGGAAAACGCCUGUAGGCAAAAGUUAAAUAAGACUCAAGCUGACAGCUAUCUUGAACAGGCAGAGAUGAAAACUGAGAAAGGGGAGAGUAAAGAACAGCAUAUGGGGGCAUCGUACAAAAGAUUUCAUUUUGAAAAAUCUGAAAAGCAAAGAGUUACAGAAUACCACCUGACAGAAGAGCGGUUGGACAAGGGACAAAAUGAGCAGGAUUCUACUCAGGACGAUAGAAAUUGUUUUUUUCUCAAGCCAUCAACAACUUCCAAAGAUCGUAAACAUUUUGCUACUAGACAAAAAAGGACAGAGAUAGUGUCUGAUCAAAUUGCUGAAAUAAAAAGAAGCAACACUGAGAAACAAAAAGAGGAUUCUACUCAAAAUGACGAUGGAAAUUGUUUUUUUCUCAAGCCAUCAACAACUUCCAAAGAUCGGAAACAUUUUGCUACCAGACAAAAAAGGACAGAGAUAGUGUCUGAUCAAAUUGCUGAAAUAAAAAGAAGCGAUGCUGAGAAACAAAAAGAGCAGGAUUCUACUCAGGACGAUGGAAAUUGUUUUUUUCUCAAGCCAUCAACAACUUCCAAAGAUCGGAAACAUUUUGCUACCAGAAAAAAAAGGACAGAGAUAGUGUCUGAUCAAAUUGCUGAAAUAAAAAGAAGCGAUGCUGAGAAACAAAAAGAGCAGGAUUCUACUCAGGAUGAUGGAAAUUGUUUUUUUCUCAAGCCAUCAACAACUUCCAAAGAUCGGAAACAUUUUGCUACUAGACAAAAAAGGACAGAGAUAGUGUCUGAUCAAAUUGCUGAAAUAAAAAGAAGCGAUGCUGAGAAACAAAAAGAGCAGGAUUCUACUCAGGAUGAUGGAAAUUGUUUUUUUCUCAAGCCAUCAACAACUUCCAAAGAUCGGAAACAUUUUGCUACUAGACAAAAAAGGACAGAGAUAGUGUCUGAUCAAAUUGCUGAAAUAAAAAGAAGCGAUGCUGAGAAACAAAAAGAGCAGGAUUCUACUCAGGAUGAUGGAAAUUGUUUUUUUCUCAAGCCAUCAACAACUUCCAAAGAUCGGAAACAUUUUGCUACUAGACAAAAAAGGACAGAGAUAGUGUCUGAUCAAAUUGCUGAAAUAAAAAGAAGAGAUGCUGAGAAACAAAAAGAGCAGGAUUCUACUCAGGACGAUGAAAAUUGUUUUUUUCUCAAGCCAUCAACAACUUCCAAAGAUCGGAAACAUUUUGCUACCAGACAAAAAAGGACAGAGAUAGUGUCUGAUCAAAUUGCUGAAAUAAAAAGAAGCGAUGCUGAGAAACAAAAAGAGCAGGAUUCUACUCAGGAUGAUGGAAAUUGUUUUUUUCUCAAGCCAUCAACAACUUCCAAAGAUCGUAAACAUUUUGCUACUAGACAAAAAAGGACAGAGAUAGUGUCUGAUCAAAUUGCUGAAAUAAAAAGAAGCGAUGCUGAGAAACAAAAAGAGCAGGAUUCUACUCAGGACGAUGAAAAUAGUCUUUUUCUCAAGCCAUCAACAACUUCCAAAGAUCGUAAACAUUUUGCUACCAGAAAAAAAAGGACAGAGAUAGUGUCUGAUCAAAUUGCUGAAAUAAAAAGACGCGAUGCUGAGAAACAAAAAGAGCAGGAUUCUACUCAAAAUGACGAUGGAAAUUGUUUUUUUCUCAAGCCAUCAACAACUUCCAAAGAUCGUAAACAUUUUGCUACUAGACAAAAAAGGACAGAGAUAGUGUCUGAUCAAAUUGCUGAAAUAAAACGACGCAACGCUGAGAGAGAAGAAAAGUCCUUAGAGUUUGUUAAGAGUAAAGGCACAGAAAGACAACAGGAAAAACAAAGGGCAAGUAAUUACUGCAUAAAUGAGUACUCUGAGCAAAAUAAGAUAGAAAUCAUUACAAAAAGAGAAACUGAAGAAAAUCAAGCAAUGGCAGGAGAAAGACAGGUUUGCAAUGCGCAUUUCAUAAUGGAAAAGAUCAAGGAAGAUUACAAAUACCUGGGCAUGACAUUUUGCCCUGACAAAGAGAACCGUCACGUUCUCCAGUCCCAGUUUUUAAAGUCUGGAUUAAAAGACCAAACUCUGGACUCAGAGGAUCUUGCCGAGGAGACUUGGAAUAGCAAUGUUGAUUCGCAUGAUUUCACCAAACUGUUCAUCUCAGUGACAGAAGCCCAAGUGGGACACCCCAGUUCACCAACUAGGUUACCUACAAAUGUUCAAACAACAAAUUCGCCUUGUUCAUCUGUUUCAGAAAUCAGUGCCCAAGGGAGAGUCCCCAAACCUCCAAGUGGUAAACCUACAUAUGUCAAUUCCAGAAAGUCUUCUCAUCGAAUAAUUCUAGAGACAGAUGCCAAAGUAACAGCCCCCAAACCUCAAAAACUAAAACCUAUAAUCAUCCAUAGCAAGAACUCCUCUUAUCCAUUCACUUCAGAUAAAGAUGCCCAAAUGGGGCCACCAAAACUUCCCAGCAUUAAACGUAGAAAUGACGAAGGCAGAAACUCCUAUCUUCGAUAUAAUUCACCAAGAGAUACCCAGGAGAGAAGCACAGAACUUCCAGCCAUUACAAUAAAGGAAGACCAAAAUGUCCUUUCUCACCCUGUCAAACCCCGAUACCUUGUCCUCCCUCCUAUUAUUAAUAAGGUUAACAUAAUUUUUCCAGCCAGUUCUGCUAAAAACUAAAAAUUAUUAUUUUGUUUUUUUCCUAAUUCAAAUUAAAGAAACACAAUAAUAGACCAAUAUAAAAGCUAGCAUGCACAGGUUCACCCUGUGUAUGGGCGGGUUCUCUCUGGGUGCUCCAGCUUCCCCGCAGUUCUCUCAUCUCAGCUCAAAUUAGCAACACAAUUUGAAUUAAAGAAACACAAUAA